AAAGCUGUCUUCUUCCUCGCCUGCUGCCGCAGCUCAACGCGGCGAUCCCGCAUUCCCAGCUCGCUUUACCCCCGCCGUCCUCCUCCAUUUAUACCCCUUUCUUUCCCCGGCAACUUGCAUCCCAUCCCAUAUGCGCGUAUACCUGCUAGCUCCUUUCACUUUCCCUUCCAUUCCAAUUCCGUUUUUUAAUGCAAAGCACGAGCACUGCUGCGACCGGCGAAAGCUAGCAGCAGCUCCAGCUAUAAGACCCAUCUCUUUCUCUUUCUCUUCCUCUUUCUGCGACUCCACUCACUCGUUCCAGAUCUGGAGGUUCUUCCUGUGCCGCCAUCCAUUCCAAUGAUGGCUCCGACUCGGCCUUCUCUGGCAUUGGCGCGGUGGGUGCUCCUGGCGGCGGUGGCGGCGAGGCUCGCCGGCGCUGAUGACCCCUACCGCUACUUCACCUGGACUGUCACGUAUGCCAUCAACCCGCUCGGCACCACCCAGCAGGGCAUCCUGAUCAACGGCAGUCCCGGCCCUCGCAUCGACUGCGUCACCAACGACAACCUCAUCGUCAACGUCGUCAACAACCUCGACGAGCCAUUCCUCAUCACAUGGAACGGGAUCAAGCAGCGGAAGAACUCGUGGCAGGACGGCGUGGCGGGCACCAACUGCCCCAUCCCGCCCGGCGCCAACUACACCUACAAGUUCCAGGCCAAGGACCAGAUCGGCACCUUCACCUACUUCCCCUCCGUCGCGCUGCACCGCGCCGCCGGAGGGUUCGGCGCCCUCAACGUCUACCAGCGACCUGCCAUCCCCGUCCCCUACCCGCCCCCCGCCGGCGACUUCACACUCCUUGUCGGUGACUGGUACCUCGCCGGCCACGACCAGCUCCGCCAGACACUCGACUCCGGCGCGCCGCUCCCGUUCCCGGACGCGCUGCUCAUCAACGGCAUGCCCUCCGCCACCUUGGUGGGCGACCAAGGGAGGACCUAUCUGUUGAGAGUGUCCAAUGUCGGGAUGAAGACGUCGAUCAACUUCAGGAUCCAGGGCCAUGCUCUGAAGCUGGCGGAGGUGGAAGGCACGCACCCGGUGCAGAACGUCUACGACUCCCUAGACGUGCACGUCGGCCAGUCCGUGGCGUUCCUCGUCACCCUCGACCAGCCGGCCAUGGACUACGCCGUGGUGGCGUCGACGCGGUUCAACCCGGCCGACACCAGCCCGUUGACGGCGGUCGGGACACUGCAUUACAGCAGCGCCACCUCCUUGGCGCCUGGCCCGCUCCCGGCAGGACCGCCGGAGGAGAGCGAGUGGUCGAUGAACCAGGCAAGGUCGUUCCGGUGGAACCUGACAGCCAGCGCGGCGCGGCCCAACCCGCAGGGGUCGUUCCACUACGGCACUAUCCAGACGUCGAGGACGCUGGUCUUGGCCAGCUCCGCUGCCGUCGUCGCUGGGCAGAGACGGUACGCCGUGAACGGCGUCUCGUUCGUCGUCCCGGACACGCCUCUGAAGCUCCUGGACAACUACAACAUCGCAAACGUGAUCGAAUGGGACAGUGUCCCGGAGCGGCCCGACGGCGGGGCACCCCGGCCCGGGACGCCGGUGGUGAGGCUCAACCUGCACGAGUUCGUGGAGGUGGUGUUCCAGAACACCGAGAACGAGAUGCAGUCCUGGCAUCUUGACGGAUAUGAUUUCUGGGUCGUCGGGUACGGCGAUAAUGGGCAGUGGACGGAGAAUGAGCGGCUGAACUACAACCUGGUCGACGCGCAAGCGAGGCAUACUGUUCAGGUGUAUCCGAACGGAUGGUCGGCGAUCUUGGUGUCGCUGGACAACCAAGGGAUGUGGAACCUGAGGUCGGCCAACUGGGACCGGCAGUACCUCGGCCAGCAGCUGUACCUGAGGGUGUGGACGGCGGAGCAGAGCUUCUCCAACGAGUACAGCAUCCCGAUCAAUGCCAUACUCUGCGGGAGAGCUGCCGGCCUUCCACACUGAGGAACAACAAAGGCCUCCUCAAUACUACUGUUGCUGCUGCUGCUACUAUAUAUAUAUAAUAGCUGAAAUGAAGGUUAUAAUUAUUACGAUUUCUUGGAAAUAUGUACUACUCCUACUCUAGCUAAAAAUUCAUGUACUAGUACUAUUCUUUUGGUGAUGUCGGUAUUUCAUCUGCUUGUGUUCUGUCUGUGGACAAGACCACAGGCCCUGUGAAUUCUGGUCAGUGCUUUUGUUUCUGAAAUGUAAUGUAAUCUGAUGUGGUGUGUCA
Molecule: messenger RNA, 2236 nt
Organism: Aegilops tauschii subsp. strangulata
Lineage: Eukaryota; Viridiplantae; Streptophyta; Magnoliopsida; Poales; Poaceae
Product: L-ascorbate oxidase homolog
Molecular function (GO): copper ion binding; oxidoreductase activity
Source: RefSeq, a predicted model, not a curated record